Messenger RNA from Salvelinus fontinalis (brook trout), 7399 nucleotides. RefSeq names its product protein FosB-like. Gene Ontology annotation, cellular component: nucleus. The transcript is spliced from 5 exons. Gene Ontology annotation, molecular function: RNA polymerase II cis-regulatory region sequence-specific DNA binding; DNA-binding transcription factor activity, RNA polymerase II-specific. The record is from RefSeq and is a predicted model, not a curated record. NCBI's taxonomy places the organism in Eukaryota, Metazoa, Chordata, Actinopteri, Salmoniformes, Salmonidae. Gene Ontology annotation, biological process: regulation of transcription by RNA polymerase II. The coding region runs from base 528 to 1862 and encodes 444 amino acids.
GUGCAUUGAGAUUUUAAUUUAAUCUACUUUACAAUACAUACUUUGGCUAGGUGCACACUAAAAUUGUCAUAACUUGUUGUUUCAUUAAAUGUACUAUCAGAAAUAGUUUCUUGAUCAAAAAUAUAUCGUGGCUGUGAUAGUAACAUGUUAUAUUCUCGUCUGCUGGACGGUUUCUGUGGGAGAGGGAAUCCCUAGCUAAACGUCAUUACCAAGGAUACCAAACAAAAACACAACCCCAUAAAUGGGCACGUACGUCAGCGGAACUCCUAGGCGGGACUUCGUAUCCUUUACAAUGCUUCUCUCGUACUCCAUGGAUUCAUUCAUAAGACAAGACUCGCUUCUGUGGACUGUGACUCUAUAUCGCUGAUCAGUUUACGCACAGUGGACUUUUACAUGGAUCUAUCAUUGCACAUUGUAAAAAGGGGACGAAGGACAUAUUUUAGCGGAUUCUGAAUCGGAUCGAUGAGUUUUUAAAAAUCCGAAACGUAAGGACUGUUUCCAUAGCAGCGAACUGGAUUUCCUUCUUCAUGCAACUUUUUUGGAAAGAGACCAAGAGCAUCUUACCGGAGCACAAUAAGGAACACAUUAACGCAGGUGACAUCGCACUCACUCCGGGAACUGUAGGUUUCUCUCUCGGCUCCGCCCGGGAAAUGUUCCAGGGAUUCCCCGGUGACUUUGAUUCCGUCUCCCGUGGAAGUUCAUCCCCGUCUAUUGAGUCUCAGUACUUUUCCUCCGUGGACUCCUUCGGGAGCCCGCCGGCCAGUGCCUCACAGGAUUGUGUGUCUGCUGGAGGCGGGGUAGGGGUAAGCAGUGGUUCCGGGGGCAGCAGUGGAGGAGUGGAUAUGCCAGGCUCCUUUGUGCCCACAGUCACAGCCAUCACCAGCAGCCAGGACCUGCAGUGGAUGGUGCAGCCAACUCUCAUCUCGUCCCAGGCCUCUGGGCAGAGUGGGAUGGGGACCUCUACUAUGACCCAGUCUGUGUCCCUGGUAGACCCUUAUGAUCUGCCAGGGCCCAGUUAUUCCUCUGGCUCAGGUUUUACUCCCGCAGGCUCUGGUACCCCGGGGCCAGGCCCAGCCCCGGGCCCCAUCCGUCAGUCCAGGACCCGUAGCCGCCGUGUACGAGACGAGUCUGUGAGUGACGAUGGAGAUGUUGGUGUGUUUUUGACUCCAGAGGAGCAGGAGAAGAGGCGUGUUAGACGCGAGAGGAACAAGCUGGCAGCCGCCAAAUGCCGAAACCGCCGGCGCGAACUGACUGACAGACUGCAGGGGGAGACUGACAUCCUGGAGGAGGAGAAGUCUGAGCUGGAGGCUGAGAUCUCUGAGCUGCAGAAGGAGAAGGAGCGCCUGGAGUUUGUCCUGGUGGCUCACCAGCCCAGCUGCAAGAUCCCCUACCAGGAGCAGCAGGCCUCUGGCUCCACACAGCUCCAGCAUCAGCCCCUACUGCCCCAACAGGCCCCCGUCUCCAUCGUGGGCUUGACUGUGGAGGACACUUUCUACCUGCCUCCCGCCUACACCUCGCAGCCCUCCACUUCACAGCAGCAACAACAACAGCAGCAGCAGCAGCAACAGCAGGUUCAACAGCAGCAGGUUCAUCCGCAGCCGGGGAUGAUGCAGGAGGUAGCGUUUUCUAGUUCUUUCUAUGGCUCAAGCGAGCCUGCGCCGGGUGGGCCGUGCCUGGUGGCCGACAGUGGGGGUGGUGGUCACAAUGAUGGCGCGGCCGCUGGCAGCUACAACCCUUCAUACACAUCUUCAUUUGUGUUCAGCUACCCAGAGGGAGCCUGCGGGGUCAGCGCUAACCAGAGAAACAGCAGCAGCGAGCAGUCCUCUGAUUCCCUGAACUCGCCCUCGCUGCUCGCUCUCUGACUGACCGACAGACACACACACACACUACACGCACGCACACACACACCCCUGUGUCAAUCACGUACAUACGGCAAAAACCAGUUGCUCAUGAUAGACGAGGUCAACAACAUGGAUAACAUACAUCAUAUGAUGAUCCAUACAAACUCACACAUAUUCAGACCUGAAAAACAUGAAAUCAAACCAAGUUUGACCACAUAGCAUUUAGUGCAUAUAAGCCAUUGUUGUCCUUAUGAGAAAACUAAACGUAACUAACCAAGUAUUUGAAGUGAAUUCAAAUUGAGUCUAAAACUCUGGGCUCUGAGUUGUCAGUCGAUCUGUGAAACAUCCUCUGACAUCAUACCCAGCUUAAUUCACAAUGAAUCUUUCAACAUCUUGUGGCGUGCACGUACAGUGCACACAGUAAAUAGUAACAUGCUCACCUGCGAUCCCACAAGCACACUUAUCCACCCCUUCGUUCCCUCUGUCGGCCAUCCCUCUCUCACUGCUCCUGCUCUCAUCUUCUUCAUCCCUCUCUUCAUGCUGAAUGUAUUUGUGCAAGCUGAAAUAGGGAAGAAGGACUGAGGUUUGGGUCUUUUUUUGUGAGGCCAGACUGCUGAGCUCUUGCUCUCCCCUCCCGCCUUCCUCAUCCGCUCGGUUCCUCUUGCUUCUUCGUCAUUAGUUGUGACUUGGAAAGGGAAGGGCGUCACAGCCUCCAGCUAUCUGGCUCUUUCUCUUUUUAUCCUGCCGUCUACUCUUCGUCCAUCUCUCCAUCUUUGUUUCUCUCCUCUGUGUGUCUCUCUCUGUCUCUUUGAAGUCUUCGAACCCUGAGAGCACGCCGAGCCCUUCCAGCCCCUGGGACCUUGACUGAGCGCCGGCCCACCUCACACGUCCCACACGGACGCGGACGAACCCCCAACUGAGGAGCCCUGGAGUAUUUCGCUCAAAGCACACAAAAGCAAAAGCUAAAAAACACACACACACACACUGAAAAUACAACAAAUUUGAUGGACACAAAUGUAAAAGAGUUGUCACUCUUUUAUUUCUUCUCCUGGGCCAUUGUCGGAUGUUGAAACGAUGGAGAUUAAAUGAGACUUGUGUUGUGACGGUGAGAUGAGGAUGGCGGGAGAAUGAGAGAAGAGGCUUUAGCCGAGGUAGAGGUCUAGAGGGAGAGCUGAAACUUUGGCAGAGAGAGAGGAUGAGCCCCCUGUACUCGUAAGCCUGAAUGGAAUUUAAACAAUCCAAAAAAAUCCUGCUUUUGCCAACUGUAUGGAUGGGUUACCUCUUACCUGCAGAGUACCACCGCCAUACUUCAAGCAUCUGGAUUGUCCGCCAUUUGUUACUGAUACUAUUUUGUAUAAUGUUCUUCACCCUCCUUUAUCGCCAAGUAUUUUCUGUUGUUGUUUUUAAGUCUUACAUUUGACAGAGAAAAUAUCAUGGUGAGAAAAAAACAUUGAGAGAGGAAUGUACUUUUGGUAAAGAGCUUUUGUCAGACAUGAGUCUGUUGAUAACCAAUCUGUUUAAAAAAAUAUUACCUGUAAGGAAUAUUUAACCAACCUCUGAACAUUGGGAUGAGUGGCCUCUGUGCCUCUCCAAGUGGGAGGUGCAUUUAUUGUGAGUGUAUCUCACUCUGAGCCACUUGGCCCGCUUAUUUAUUUCUUGAUUGAGGUUGACAUGAUGAGAGAGCACAAUACGGAGCCGGACACACAGAGGAGACAAGAGGAGGGGGCUGUUUAUGAGUAUGUGUUCUACAUUUGUCUGUGAAUUUGUUCCUUUUAUUUCCAGUGACUUUUGUUAUGUUUGAGUUUUUUGUUGUUGCUUUGUCCUCGACUCUUACCUGUGUUGUCGCUGCCAGAGGCUCUUGUUCUUUUCCCCUUAAUGUUACAUUUACUAUUGCAUUGUAACUAUUAUUGUGUUAUUAUUGUAUUUUUUAUCUUAGGUUUGGCAACUUCAGAGGCAUGAUGUGCACUAUAAAAACAUUUUCUAUGUGUCAAAAGUAUACUUAAAAGCAUAUGCAUAUAGAUACAAAAAAAUGUGUAUAUUUAAGUGUAUGUACAAUUAUUGUGAAGUAUGAAUGUUUGAAAAUAUAAAUGGGAUAUUUUUGUCAAUGAAGAAACAGAGGUGCAGUUUUUGAGGCUGGUUUUAAAAUGGAUAUUUUUCUAAAAGAACAAAGAUUUAUAAAAAACGAUAAUACUUAACCAUUCCCUCAAUAUGACGCACAUUAUCACUGCCUGUGCUCAUAUGUUUUACAUAUAAAAGCACAUUAUUCAGGAUAACUAUAUCUAACAUGUGAUGCUGCGUGUAUUGCAGUUUGUCAAUAUGAUGAGAUUAUUGAGGUGGUGCUAUUGCCUUUUGCUUUUACAUUUGCCCGUUUGUUUGUUUUUCUCUGUGAGGUCAGUCCCAAUGCCUAUGCCGCCAAAGCUUAAUGUCACCACUUAGUCCCCUACGGACCCAAAAUGAGGAAACUAGUAUGAAUUGAAUGUCAAAAUACAUAUUAAAGUAUUAAUGAUGCAAAUAAUUUUUUAUUGAAUGUUUUUGUUGAGAACAGUCUGUUAGUCCAGUGUGCAUUCCUGUUCAAUAAAGUAGUUAUCGUGUGAUUCAAACAACAGACAUUUUUGGAGAGCUUUUCGAGAGUUGCUCUCAUAAAAAAAAAUCACCUCACAGUAGUAAUUGUUGCAUAACUUGAAAUAUCAAUGGAGGUGUGAUUGUGAUUUUUUUUUUUGUCUGGCUUAUCAUUAGAUGGGCUAAAGUCUUAGUUGUGAAUUGAAAAGAGGGCCCGUCCAUUUUUAUUGUGAAGCAAAAAAUGUAACUUAAGUGCCAGGCUUCAAGUGGUAAGACAAGGGACAGGCCUCAUAUGCCUUUUUUGAGUGACGAACUUCCAUGCCUUUUUCAUUUCCUUCCAUGAACCUACCAUGGCAUUGUUGAUGAUGUGUGAAAGGGGUUUAUACUGACAGAUGACACGGUCUGGACAAGUAUGGCUCGUGUACAGAAUGGUUUUGUGGUGCUACUUAUAGUAUAUCAGAUGAACUGAUCAUAGAACAUCCUGUUCUGGCAAAUUCACUUACAACUUAUCAGUGAUGAGGUCCAUGGGUCCUGUUCCAUCAAAACCGCUCGAAGAGUCUCCAGAGUUGGACAAAAAUAUACCAUGGUUCUUCCACUGAGUGAGAGCAUGUUUGAAUAUUCCUGACGCCGAUAUUCUUCUAAUUUCACACCCUAAACAAUGUCGCAUUGAUAUCUUGAAUUCCAACCAUGCAUUCUCUUAGAAAAUGUUAAGUCGUUUUUUUUCUUACCCUGGAAACCCAGUUACCAGUUUGAAAGAAUUCACACCUAUGUCAGCACCGGACAGAUCAGGAAAUGAGGUCUAGUUCACAUAAGUCUAGUUUUGUAAUCUGUACCAUCCAAGAGAGAGAACGAGAGAGACAGAAAGGUAAAGACAGAGAAAUAGAGAGAGGAGAAUUGAGGUGGCAGAGGGAGAGGGAGAGGGAGAGAACUUCCAUUUUGGAACUUCCUUUUCUCACAAUCCAAGUUGAGAUGGGCCAUGGACAUAUGUAGCAAUGAUGAAAUAAACUCAGUCACGUUGUUGUAGCAGUGGACCUGCCUUCAUACAAAUACCUCCAUACUAGACUGACUGGAACAGACAAGAGGUCUUUUACCAUUUUGCGUGGUUGACAAAUGCCUUAUUUUUCCAUGAGUUGCAAACUUGCAAUGUUAUGUAUUGAAAUUGAAACUUUGAAAUGCAACACUCAUAUCCUCUAGGAUAGACAUGUAUCAAAUCAUAUGAAAAGCUUAAUUUACACAGUGCCAGAAGUCUUCUGCACGCUCUUUCUGCUAUGCUAUGUGUCCAGUGUGAUCAUGUAUUGUCGUGAUUUUCCACCCCUAUUAUAAACUGUACCAUGAUCUUUCAUUCACAUAGCCCGGUAUCUAUGUUUGGGCCAAGAGGUCUUGACCUAAUUGAGUGGAGGUUGAGGGGCAGACCUUGAUUAUAAAUAUAUGAAUCUUCAAGAAAUAUUUUAAAACCCUUAAUUUUUUGCAUUUUCCUUUGAUGCCUUGUGACUGAUAUUUUUGGUUAUUUCCUUCAAUUGAACCUUUGUCUUUUCCUCGAAUGCCUUCUCUAGAAAGUCUAUUUCUGACUUUAUAUGUAAACAGAUGUUUGUCUUUUUCUGUGAAGCAAUGGUCGCAUUGUUGUGAUCAGCAGUGACUAAUGAAAAUGGACGCAGAAAUUUUACGGGAAUUUAUACUCAAGACAUUUUGAGACUAUUUGUAACAGCCGAGGCCCAAAACGAAAUAGGUUUUAGGCCUACCUGGAUAAAUAAAGGUUAAAUAAAAAAUAAAAUAAAUAAAACAUCUCCAGUGAUAGAUAUAAUGAUGGUGCUUUGAUAACUACACAUUUGUCCUUGUUCAGUGCAUAAAAUAAGUAUAAUAAUUGAUGAAAUGUAAUGCUCAAUAACCUUCUUUUGCAUCUGUUUCUGAGGGGAUCAAUUUAACCUCUGAUUAUCUUAUACAGUAUUGUCUAUCUUUUUCAAAUGGACCAGAUGUUAUGACAGUACACCUGUCAUAUUUCUCUCUCUCUCUCUCUCUCUCUCUCUCUCUCUCUCUCUCUCUCUCUCUCUCUCUCUGUCUCUCUCUCUCUCUCUCUCUCUCUCUCUCUCUCUUUCUCUUUCUCUUUCUCUCUCUGUCUCUCUCUCUCUCUCUCUCUCUCUGUGUGUCUCUCUCUCUCUCUCUCUCUCUCUCUCUUUCUCUUUCUCUUUCUCUCUGUGUCUCUCUCUCUCUCUCUCUGUGUCUCUCUCUCUCUCUUUCUCUCUCUCUCUCUUUCUCUCACUCUCUCUCUCUUUCUCUCACUCUCUCUCUCUCUCUCUCUCUCUGUCUCUCUCUCUCUCUCUCUCUCUCUCUCUCUCUCUCUCUCUCUCUCUCUCUCUCUCUCUCUCUCUCUCUCUCUCUCUCUCUGUGUCUCUCUCUCUCUCUCUGUGUCUCUCUCUCUCUCUCUCUCUCUCUCUCUCUCUCUCUCUCUGUGUCUCUCUCUGUGUCUCUCUCUGUGUCUCUCUCUCUCUCUCUGUGUCUCUCUCUCUCUCUCUGUGUCUCUCUCUCUCUCUCUCUGUCUCUCUCUCUCUCUCUCUCUCUCUCUCUCUGUGUCUCUCUCUCUCUCUCUCUCUGUGUCUCUCUCUCUCUCUCUCUCUCUGUGUCUCUCUCUCUGUGUCUCUCUCUCUGUGUCUCUCUCUCUCUCUCUGUCUCUCUCUCUCUCUCUCUCUCUCUCUCUCUCUCUCUCUCUCUCUCUCUCUCUCUCUGUGUCUCUCUCUCUCUCUCUGUCUCUCUCUCUCUCUCUCUCUUCUCUCUCUCUCUCUCUCUCUCUCUCUCUGUCUCUCUCUGUCUCUCUCUGUCCACCCCAUUCUAACUCCUUUCCCCCAUUCUCUCUUAUUUUACUUGACGGAGGGGAGCUUUACUCAUCGUUGUUCUUGAUAGACUGUGAAAGCUGAGUGAGCUUUCCCCUCCGUAACUGUUUAUAUUACCGUCCAAAUCUUUAUUUUGGAGAAAAUAGCAUUCAAUAAACAGCAACAUAGUAUCAA